AUGAACAACCGUCAUCUGCCGGCUGGGCCAGCCAUGCAAGGAGCAGGUGGGCCUUCGGGUUCUGUGGGCAGCGAGAUGCCAACGGGCCCAUCCCACGGCGGAGGUGGUGGUGGCGGCGGCGGGCGAGGCAGGCGUGGACCACAACACUUCGCCCAUCAGUAUCACCACCAGCCGAUGCACCACUUCACUAACUACGUGCCCCCCUACCCAGCACAAUACUAUCCUGCCAUGCAUCCUCAUCCCCAGUAUCAAAAUGGCGCCAUGCAAUCACCAGCGUACAUGCCAUACCAGACCCCGUAUGGCCGCUCGCCUCCCCCGAUGCAUCAGUAUGUCCCCAUGGUGGGCGUAAGCGUCCAGCAAAAUUACUCCUCAAGGCAGUCUCAGAACUCGCCCAUCCUUUCGACACCAUAUCAGCCUCCUCCCGUACCCGCCCCGAUUCCUCCUCACACUCCUUCCUCCACUCACUCUCCUCGCGUGCCUCCGGCGCGCACAACUCCCCCUAAGCCUCAGGCCGUCGAGGCCAUCAAACCACAACCGGCAGCCUCUCAAGUCGAGUCUCCCCCUCCCAUCGUGGAGGAAAGGCCACCUUUCCGCGCUCCAAUACCUUGGCUCAGCCGGCCUGAUGAGCCCUUCCCUAAGAGAACGUUGAAGAAAUCCCGAAGAAAACAAAUGCAGCCUCUUUCUGGUGGUAACAGCGUCGAGCUUCCCGUUGAACAACAUGAAGGCGCCACAACCGAGGCUGCAAGGGUCGCUUCUGAGCACUCCGAGAAGCCCAACGAGGCACAGUCUAAGGAACCAGAAGUCACCUCAGCAGUUGAAACGGUUUCCAAACUCAGUGCAGCUGAAGAGGCAGCCGCGCUGAAAGCAGAACCGGCGCAGCCAUCCGACAUAGACACGGGUAUCCCUUCCACACCCGCCUCAACUCACCAACCCUCUGUAUCCAUUUCCGCGGAGACAUCGCCUUCCGCCAAGUCCACCUCCCGUCCAACCGUCCCCGCCGUUCCCGUGAUCCCCGCAGUCCCUAAACCUGGCGCAAAAGAAGUCAAGGCUCCUGCAAGCGUGGGUGGAGAUGAGAAGCAGGCGGAAAAGCCCAAGAUUGAAGAAGUCAAGGUCAACGGCAGUUCUGUGCCUCAGACAGAGAGCGCAGCCGAUACCACAGCCCAAGCUAUCUCCGGCUUAGAGGGGAAUGUCCCCAUCCCUGCUCCUGCUUCGGCUCCCAUCCCUCAGAAACCCAAGUCGUGGGCUAGUCUCCUUUCGACCCCUGCUUCCGCCGCAAGAGCUCCCAGCGCCACGGCCUCGGGUGUAUCCUCCGCCUCCUCAGCAGUUGGCGCAACUGCUUCAGCAUCCACGCUGCGCAAUGGUAGCAUUAGCGGGCUGCCAAGAGCCAACUCGGAGUCUUUGGCCGAAGCUCUGCGAUCUUAUCGUGUAGGAGCCACUUCCACCAUCUCUCAGAUCGAGCCUAGAGGCUUGAUUAAUGGAGGAAAUAUGUGUUAUAUGAAUUCUGUUUUGCAAGUUUUGCUUUUCUGCACUCCCUUUUAUGACUUCUUAGACCAAGUCAGCAAGAAGGCUGCCCACAGCUUCAAGAGUGAAACUCCUUUAAUAGAUGCGAUGAUCGUGUUCAUGCGAGAGUUCCGAGUUAUUGCCUCAUCUACGUCUAUAGAUCAGCUUCAAGAAGCCAUAAAAGGCAAAGAUAGGACAUAUGGCGAUCCACUGACCCCGAACUUCUUGUAUGACGAAAUGAAGAGGUCCAAGUGGUUUGCUACACUGGAGCAAGGACACCAGCAGGAUGCUGAGGAAUUCCUCGGCUGGCUCCUCCAGGCUCUCGAUGAUGAGUGCUCCAAGGUCAUGGGGGUUGGAACCCCUGCCAAGGCUCCCAGCACAAGCGGCGACUCUGCCCAUGACCAAGAUGAUCCUUCGUCCGGCUGGCUCGAGGUUGGCCCGCGCCAAAAGUCGGUAAUCACUCGUACCUCGGGCUCGACGUCGUCGUCGCCGAUCAGCAAGAUUUUUGGGGGUCUUCUCCGUUCGGAACUUCGCGUGCCUGGCCUGAAACCCUCAAUCACCACAGAACCGUACCAGCCCCUCCAGCUAGAUAUCGGAUCGCCCAACGUCCGUAAUAUUAUCGACGCUCUGAAGGGUCUCACAUCCCAGGAGAAGUUGCACGGCGACUUCAACUCCCUCCGAGGCAAGAAUGUUGAGGCGUCCAAGCAGGUGCUCAUCGAUGAGCUUCCUCCCGUGCUCAUCCUCCACCUCAAGCGAUUCCAGUUUGAUGCUGCCGGUGGCACUCUCAAGAUUGCUAAGAAGGUAGGCUAUCCACUCGAACUGGAUAUCCCGCGCGAGGUCCUUUCUAGGCAAAAGGUGGCGAGCCUCGGCAAUAAGAUGCCUAAGUACAGGCUAUUUGCCGUCGUGUACCAUCACGGAAAGAACGCCAGCGUCGGUCACUACACGGUCGAUGUACGUCGCCAGGAUGGCGCUCAGUGGAUCCGAAUCGAUGAUACGAAGAUUGAACCUGUGCGUGCUGAGGAUGUGGCCAAAGGCGGAACGGAGGACGACAUGGCAAAGGAGAUGCGUAGGGAGGCCAAUGCCAACGGUGGAUCGAGCAACCGGUUCGGUGGCAUGAAUGACGAAGACACAGGAGAUGAGGAGGGAUGGAAGCAAGUUCCCUCCGCAGCUAGCGGCGGAAACCGGAGGUGGAGCAGCAUCGUCAACGGCGGUGGCAAGCCAGGCUCCAAGAGCAAAUCUCAGGACACUAACAACGACAAGUCCGUUGCCUAUAUCCUCUUUUACCAGCGCAUUUGA
This is a messenger RNA of Scedosporium apiospermum, 2796 nucleotides long. RefSeq lists its product as uncharacterized. The coding region runs from base 1 to 2796 and encodes 931 amino acids. Lineage: Eukaryota; Fungi; Ascomycota; Sordariomycetes; Microascales; Microascaceae. Gene Ontology annotation, molecular function: cysteine-type endopeptidase activity; cysteine-type deubiquitinase activity. Gene Ontology annotation, biological process: protein deubiquitination. The transcript is spliced from 5 exons. The record is from RefSeq and is a predicted model, not a curated record. Gene Ontology annotation, cellular component: nucleus; cytosol.